This is a messenger RNA of Tetrapisispora phaffii CBS 4417, 2652 nucleotides long. It is a transcript of the gene STU2, whose product is annotated as Stu2p. The record is from RefSeq and is a predicted model, not a curated record. Gene Ontology annotation, molecular function: microtubule plus end polymerase activity; microtubule plus-end binding. The transcript has a single exon. NCBI's taxonomy places the organism in Eukaryota, Fungi, Ascomycota, Saccharomycetes, Saccharomycetales, Saccharomycetaceae. Gene Ontology annotation, biological process: establishment or maintenance of microtubule cytoskeleton polarity; microtubule polymerization; mitotic spindle organization. Bases 1 to 2652 code for a protein of 883 amino acids. Gene Ontology annotation, cellular component: centrosome; spindle pole body; microtubule plus-end.
AUGAGUAACAACGAUGAGGUAGAUUUUUCUACUCUACCACUAGAACAGAAAUUAGAUAAUAAAGUUUGGAAAGCAAGGUUAUUAGGUUAUGAGGAAUUAACUUCAAAAUUUGAUAAUAAAAAUAUAAAAAUAAAAGAAUUUAAUAUCUAUUUGAAGGAUGUUUCUUUAUUUCAAAUUUAUUUGUCUGACCCAAAUGUCAUUGCUUUGGAGAAGGCUAUUGGUGCAUUACUUUCUUUAUUGCAAAAGUAUUAUACGGGUCAUACUGCAGAUGUCCAAAAACUAAUAUCAAUUGAGAGUUUGAUAGAAAAUUGGAUCCCAUUGUUAAUCGAAAAAGGUAUCACUUCGUCAAGAUUAUUAACCAAAAAAAAUUCAAUUAAAUGUAUUUUAUUAAUCACAUCAUUCGAUAUAUCAAUUGAAAAAAUAAUGGAAUUUACUAUUAUUAAUUUUUUGAAAGUUAAAAAAUUACCAAAAGUCAUUCUAUCUUCUUUAAUCACUAUAACAAAUUUAAUUAAUAAUUUCAAAUUUGAUCAUAUUGAACUGAAUAAAAUAUUCAAUAAUCCAAAUUCAUUUUUAAUAGAGCUUCUAGAGGUCUUACCGACUUUCACAUCUAAUGCUGAUAAAAAUAUUAGAUCUCAAUCAAUUGAUCUGAUUUUACAAAUAUACGAUAAAAUUGGUAGAAAUAAGCUCUUAAUUCAAGAUAUUUUAUUAGAUAAAUUGAAAUCAAUUCAACAAAGAGAUUUAGAUAAGUUAUUCGAUAAAUUAAAUAGCGGUGAAGAGCUUAAAGCAAUUUCAAACUCUAGUGCAAAUUUAGAUGAUGAGAUAAUUUAUUUUUAUACUGAUUACAAAAAUAAUGUAGCUAAACAAGAUUUCCAAGUAGAUGAUGAUGGUGAUACAAAUAUGGACAUUAAUGCCACUUUAAAUUCCGCUAAAAAUACCAAGCUUGGGAAUAGCAAUAACAAUAAUUAUAAUAUUACAAAAAAUAAAGUAGAUGUAGAUCCAUUCACUUUAUUAAAAGAAGAAACAAUCUUAGAUAAAUUGCCAGAAAAUUUUAACGAAAGAAUAGCGUCAGUAAAAUGGAAAGAUAGAGUUGAAGUUUUGCAAGAACUGCAUGAUAAUUUAUUGGUUAAAGUGAAAAAAUUGAAAAAUUCAGGUCAAGAUUAUUCAAAUCUAAUCUCUAUUUUAUCCAGUAUCAUUCAUAAAGAUGCAAAUGUUCAAGCUGUGACAAUCGCUUCUCAAUCAAUCUGUAUUAUUUUGGAGAAAUUAAGAUUACCAGGUUUCAACAAGGCGUUAGUCAAUAUAUGUUUUGUUCCUUUGUUAGAAAGAACUAAGGAGAAAAAACCGAGCGUAAUUGAAGCUAUUAGGAGUACACUAUAUAUAUUGGUAAAAUAUUACAACCCAAUUUCAAAUGGUUCGAAAAGCAUGAACCUAAAUAACGAAGAUAUGCUUCAAGAAAUAUUAAAAUUCAUGAAAAAUAAGAUUCCUCAAAUACGAUUCGAGACAACAAACCUGUUUAAUCAUAUUUUAAAACAUUAUUUUAGAAAUGAUAGUGAAAGAAUUUUAUCUGCCUAUUUAGAUUCAGAUAUUUUACCAAUUGUCAUCAAAAUUGUGAAUGAUACGCAACCCACGAUCAGAGCUUCUGGGUUUGAAGCUUUUGCUUUGAUAAGUAAAAUAUUUUCUAACAAUGAUGAAAUUAGAGAUUCAUACGAAAAAUUCGACAGCAUGAAAAAAAAGAAGAUUACCGAAUUGAUUAAUACUUUGCCUAAUAUCCUAGAAAAUAUUCCUGAAAGUAGGGAGAAAACAGGGACGACAACGUCUUCAUCUAUGAACAACAGUAACAGCAAUUCACUAUUACCAUCAAAACGUGGUCCCUCUUCUCCAUUGAAAAAACUAUCUAAUAAAGCUAAUUCCCCUCUGCAUAUGACUCAAAGUCCAGUUAUAGCAUUACCAAAUAUAACAUUAAAAAAUGGUAAUUUAAGUAACAAUAAUCUUAAUGGUAAUAUUCCGAACAAUAUGAAUAGUAAUCUAUUUAGUAUUAAUAACAAAAGAUCAAAUACGGAGGAUAAUCAGAUUGAAAACGAAGAAAAGAGGAUCAAGUUAGAGAUUGAAGUCGAGAAUUUGAAAAAAGAAAAGCAUGUAUGGUUAAAGGAAAAACAUGAGUUGAUAGAUCAAUUGAACAAUGUACAAAAUAAGUAUAAUGUAUUAAUGAAUGAGAUAGAAGUUCUAAAAGAACAACUGAAAAACUCUCAAACAACAUUACACGAUAAAAACUUGCAAUUAAGGCAGAAAGAUCUACAGCUAAAUAAACUACAAGAUAGAAUGUCUCAUAUGGCAGAGUUGAACGGUAAUACGCCGACUAACAGACGUUCCUCGUUGUUGGCUCACAGUCAAGCACCAUCUCGUACCAUGUCAGCAAGACCGACUUUAUCAUCUGAACGAUCUCAUAUCAAUGAAAACCACGAACAUAAUAAUCACACUAGGAAAGACAGUACGUCGAGUGAAGAUCUGCCACAUCGUGUAGAUUUAUUAAAAAUAGAUUCGAACGCUAAUGUAAACGAUACCUUUGUCAAUGAGGAAAGUUGGAAACGUGCUGCAGAAGUGACCUCUCAAUUGAAAGCUAGAAUUGAAAGAAUGAGAGCAAAAACAAGAGAGUAA